Messenger RNA from Phialemonium atrogriseum, 1117 nucleotides. RefSeq names its product glutathione S-transferase. NCBI's taxonomy places the organism in Eukaryota, Fungi, Ascomycota, Sordariomycetes, Cephalothecales, Cephalothecaceae. The transcript is spliced from 4 exons. The record is from RefSeq and is a predicted model, not a curated record. The coding region runs from base 325 to 1074 and encodes 249 amino acids.
AAAAUCGGAAAUCAUUUUCAGCCUUGUUUCUCCACACUUUAGGCAAGGUCACGAUAUCGGCGAAAUCCUUCCACGACAGGUAGACUGAGCUAGGUCGGAUAUCAUUAGCCAAUUCUAACUGACGGGCAAACUAACCCCCCCCAACAAUCCAACAAUCGAGUGGAGAUGUGCUGAUGAAUUAAUGUUACUUAAGGUCCCUGUACUCUGCUCCUGGCCCGGAAGGGCGAAGGGUUUUAUAACCUUAUGCCCUUGCCCUAUUUGUUGUUUAGUCAAACAAAUUAAACCAAACCAAUCUAUUUCAAUAACGUGCGUGAGAGAAGAACCAUGGGACCAUCGCUACAAAAGUCCCUCCUAUACGUGGAUGAAACGCCACAGGAGGUUAAGGACGCAAAGGGUAUACAUCUCAUCACACAAUCCACACCCAAUGGCCAGAAAGUCCAGAUUCUCCUGGAAGAGUUAGCCGAUGUGUAUAACCUAGAAUGGACCACGACGGUAAUCAACAUAUCCACAAACGAGCAGAAGAAAGAUUGGUUUCUCCGAUUAAACCCCAAUGGUCGCAUACCCGUCAUCGUCGAUAACACCCAGUCGCCUCCAUUUCCGGUAAUGGAGACGUCUGCCGAGCUCCUCUACCUCUCAGGUAUCGCAGACAAAGAUCACGUCUUCAGCUUCGCCGACCCGCUGGAGCAGAAUCAAUGCGUACAGUGGCUCUUCUUCUGGCACGGCUCUGGAGCUCCCUAUCAUGGCCAGGUCAUCCAUUUUGGUAUCCUGGCCAAGGAGAAACUCCCAUAUGCCAUCGAGCGCUUUACCAACGAACUGCUUCGCGUCUUUGGGGUCCUCGAGAUCCAGCUGAGUGGAAAGUUUACUGGCACACCUCGCGAAUACCUUGCCGGCCCCGGAGAUGGCAAGUACAGCAUUGCGGACAUGGGCACAUGGCCGUGGAUCAAACUCUGGAAGUUUACUGGCAUCACAGAGGACCAAAUGAGCCAGUUUCCUCAUCUGAGAAAGUGGUUGGAUAGGAUAGAAUCCCGGCCAGCGGUUCAGAGAGCUAUGGGAGACAAGUAUAAGCAGCAGUAGUAAGAUCUAAUCGUACCAACGAACAACGAAUCUUUGACAAUCG